UACCCGCUGUUAUUUCUUCGCAUUCUCCCGUCGCCCCUUUCCCCUGCCGCAAGAAAUCGGUGUUGAAGCAGGAGCAGAGCAGGAAAGGGCUUGAUCCCUAAUCUAGGUUUUUCAAUUCUCAAAUUGCACCUUUCACCCUUAAUAUCCUGAGGAAAAUCGAAGGAUGACAUCGGAGGAGACGGUGAAGGAGCAGCUGCUUGGGCUGCGGACAAAGCUUGCGAAGAAGCAGACUUUCGAGGAGGCAGUAUCCUCGAUCGCGUUUCUUCUGCGAGACCGUUACACUUCCGCCUCCCCUUCGCUUCGUCAAUUGAUAUAUUCUACAGUUUGCCGUGUAGCUACUCUUCUUCAAACUAGAUAUACAGCACGUGGAUUUUGGCUUGCUGGCUUAAGUCUAUUUGAAGAUGCAGAGAAGCUAGUUACCGAACCAUCUGAAAAGGAUAAUUUACAUAAAUUUGUUGCUAGGGCUCGUGAGCAUUUGAAUGAUAUGGAGAAUGAGGCUCCUAGUUUUGAGAGAAGACAAUCAGAUUCUAGGUACCUUUUUGAAGGUCACUUGACUGUCGAGCCUGAACCAGCACCACCAGCAUGGCUUGUGGCCCAAAAUCUACUUACAACUCUUGCUGUAGCACAAGAUUGGACUGCCACUGCUGAAUCUUCACAGGUUCAGGAAGAGAACAACAAUACAACUGAAAGUAGUACAGUGGCUGGGCUUCCUGCGACUGUCAGAGAGUUAAUGAGUAAUUUGCAAGAGAUAAAUGGCUUUCUUGAUCUUGAAAAUGUUAUUGAAGCUUCAUUGCAGGAAAUUGGUGCUGGAACGUGA
Phalaenopsis equestris is the source of this 817-nucleotide messenger RNA. Its product is annotated as E3 ubiquitin-protein ligase AIP2-like. The transcript has 5 exons. The record is from RefSeq and is a predicted model, not a curated record. Bases 164 to 817 code for a protein of 217 amino acids. NCBI's taxonomy places the organism in Eukaryota, Viridiplantae, Streptophyta, Magnoliopsida, Asparagales, Orchidaceae.